This is a messenger RNA of Centropristis striata (black sea bass), 3014 nucleotides long. RefSeq names its product X-linked Kx blood group (McLeod syndrome) (gene xk). Lineage: Eukaryota; Metazoa; Chordata; Actinopteri; Perciformes; Serranidae. The record is from RefSeq and is a predicted model, not a curated record. Gene Ontology annotation, cellular component: membrane. The transcript is spliced from 3 exons. The coding region runs from base 194 to 1633 and encodes 479 amino acids.
GCAGACCCUCUCCGGGACAACACCUGGCUGUGGAAACGUCCUGCCUGCCUCAAAUCCGCAGAUGAGCUGCGGCGGCGGCGGCGGGAGCCUGACAAGACGCCGUCCCCGGACCGACUGCCCCGGCGGUAACAACGGCAUGGACGUGCGGACCCCGGAGCGAAGCCGCUUUCCCCAAAUGGCGGAGUGAGUGAGGAUGCGACUCCCCAGUUCCAUCUUUGUGUCGGUGUCUCUGUUCACGGCCGAGACCACGGCAGCGCUCUACCUCAGCUCCACGUACCGCUCAGCUGGAGACCAAAUCUGGCAGGGGCUCACGCUCCUCUUCACGCUCGUACCGUCCGUGCUCGUGCAGUUGACCCUCACCUUCAUCCAUCGGGACCUCAGCAGGGACAGACCGCUCAUCCUGCUGCUGCACAUCCUGCAGCUCGGACCCAUCGUCAGGUGUCUGGAGGCGUUCUGUAUCUAUGGCAGCGUGGGCCGUGUGGAGGAGCCGUAUGUCAGCAUCACCAGGAAGAAGCAGAUGCCUCGCGGGGGUCAUUCUGAGGAGGUGGAGCGGCAGGUGGGGCAGGCGGAGGGGAAACUGUUCACGCACCGAGCAGCCUUCGCCCGCACCUCUGUCAUUCAGGCCUUCCUGGGAUCGGCCCCCCAGCUCACCCUGCAGCUCUACAUCUGCGUCCUGCAGCAGGGGGUCUCCAUCGGAAGAGGCACUCUGAUGGUGAUCUCCCUCCUGUCCAUCGUGUACGGAGCGCUGCGCUGCAACAUCCUGGCCAUUAAGAUCAAAUAUGACGACUAUGAGGUGGACGUCCGGCCCAUGGCUUAUCUGUGCAUUUUCCUUUGGAGGAGCUUCGAGAUCGCCACUCGUGUGGUGGUUCUGGUUUUGUUCAGCUCUGUGCUGCAGCUCUGGGUCCUGCCUGUGGUUCUGCUGAACUUCCUGGUCUUCUUCCUCUACCCGUGGAUCCUGUUCUGGCAGAGCCACUCUCCAUUCCCCGAGAACAUAGAAAAGACUCUAACCAGGGUGGGAACCACCAUCGUGCUUUGCCUGCUCACCUUCCUGUACGCUGGCAUCAACAUGUUCUGCUGGUCCGCAGUGCAGGUGAAACUCAAUGACCCGGACCUCAUCAAUAAGUCCCAGAACUGGUAUCGCAUGGCCGUGUACUACAUGUUGCGUUUUGUGGAGAACGCCUCGCUCCUCCUGCUGUGGUACAUCUAUAAAACUGACUUCUACAAGUUCAUCUGUGCCCCGCUGCUGGUGCUGCAGCUGCUGGUUGCCUACGCCAUCGCCAUCUUCUUCAUGCUGGUCUUCUACCAGUUCUGUCAUCCGUGUCGGAGGCUCUUCUCCUCCAGCAUGACCAACGGCCUCUGGAACUGCUCCUCCCUGCUCUGUCUCGUGUGCACCUCCUCUGCUUCGCCUCAGAACAGGCCCAUGGGGAAGUCGCCCCGGCCCUCGCCCACACGCACAGAGCCGCCUCCCGACGGGACCCACGACACAGCCAGCGACUCCACAGACGACUUGCCUAACGAAACGACGUACGACAUGCUCAACGAUACCAUCUAUGACACUCCUACUGAAACGGGCAAUAAUAUAUGUGGUGGAAUCAACGGUGACUUUAACCACAGUGUUUCCUGCAAUGCUUAAAGCAUCACAACUGUUUGACGUGCCAUCCAGAGGAGCAAUCAUACCCUCUGUAACCUUUUAAGUGCCACAUGAGUUUACACUUUGAAUCCUUUCAUACAUCCAUCUGUUUUAUACCACUGUCUGUUCCUCCUAUGUGUCUUUAACAGAGAUGAAUUCUGGCUGCAAUCAUGCAUAGUGUUACCAUAGCAGAGGUGGCGCUCACCUGUCAUCCCGCAGCCUUUUAAUACAAAUAUAAACAUGGACAGCACCAUAACUUCUUUAGUUUUGGAGACUGCGUCCACUUAUAUGCUGCAUUACUGAUCACAAGGCGCCAUGCACUUGAAUUGAUUGUAUUUAGUAUCUCUGUUUGGCAUGGAGGUGUGCAUGUGUGGAGCCUCAGAUUAACAGGGGAGGGGGGGGGGCGAGUCUGUUUUGUACAGGAGGGUUUUUUUCUGAACCCCCCUCUAGUUUUAUGGCUGCAAGCAAUCAGCUUUUUUACUCCUCGAUAAGAGCUUUAUCAUUAAUGCGCGCUGCUUCUGUGAUGUAUUUGUGCUUGACGAUGAGAUGUGAAUCUCCACACAUUGUUUAAAGAGCCCGUUCGAUCACCAAACACGUCAACUGUAAAGCACGGACGUUUGUCUCCAAGUUUUUGCACGUUUACAAAAAGGAUUUAAGUGGCUUUGAUUCAACUGUUGAGCAACAGCAGCUGCAGUGAUGUGAAACGCUUUGUUUGGAUGUAUUUGCUUUUUUCUAAUUCAUGCUUGUUAUGUCUGUCAGCUCUGUGUGUCUUAGUUAGAAUAUUUACACCGAGUGCACACUAAAAUUAUAUCUAAUUGAAAAACGUUGUAACAAGUACUUUUUUUUUCAACCUUUAAUGUAUAACUGUGUGUGAGAGAGAAUUUCAGUGUUGUUUGUUUUUUGCACCUACUCCUUUUUGCAAUGUAUCUGCAGAGGGACGACAACCUCGGGUAUCAAAUGAAUGCUCCUGUUUGUACAAAUAAGAUAAGCCAAAAAAAUAUGAAAAAUCUAUUGUACACAGCUAACAUUCUCAUAAAGAGCAAGAUAAAAGGCAUUUAAACAACAAAAUCAAACUUAAAAAUCAAAAUAAAUUUAUAUUUAUAUGUGAAAAUUGUCUGUACUGUUUUUUUUUUGGUUUUUUUUUUAGCUCAGAUGCAGUUAAUACACACACAAUCCUGUGCUGACCUCUAGAGGAUGAACACCAAAACUGCAAAAAAAAAAAAGUACUUUCCCUACAUUCAAACUGCAGGAAAAAUUGACCCAAAUCUGUUUAUUUUUUUGCUUGUGUGACUCAAAUCUUAACAAAUCAUAUUCAUGGUUUGUAGAGAUCAUCACCAGCUCAGACGUAAAAACUGUUAAUUAUUAAUAAAAUGACUGCACUGUA